Vigna radiata var. radiata (mung bean) is the source of this 1310-nucleotide messenger RNA. Its product is annotated as gamma carbonic anhydrase 1, mitochondrial-like. Bases 50 to 871 code for a protein of 273 amino acids. Lineage: Eukaryota; Viridiplantae; Streptophyta; Magnoliopsida; Fabales; Fabaceae. The transcript has 5 exons. The record is from RefSeq and is a predicted model, not a curated record.
CUUCCAUUUUGAUUGGCAGUGGAAGCGUAAGCAGCGAGCAGUAGUGGAAAUGGGAACCCUUGGGAGAGCGAUCUACAGCGUUGGUUUCUGGAUUCGCGAGACUGGACAGGCCAUUGAUCGUCUCGGUUCCCGCCUUCAGGGCGGUUACUUCUUCCAAGAGCAGCUGUCUAGGCAUCGAACUCUGAUGAACAUAUUUGAUAAGGCUCCUGUUGUUGAUAAGGAUGUAUUUGUUGCUCCAAGUGCCUCCGUCAUUGGAGACGUUCAAGUUGGUAGAGGAUCAUCCAUUUGGUAUGGAUGUGUCUUGAGAGGUGAUGUUAACAGCAUCAGAGUUGGAAGUGGAACUAACAUACAGGAUAACUCUCUGGUGCAUGUUGCAAAGUCAAAUUUAAGUGGGAAGGUCUUGCCUACAGUUAUUGGGGACAAUGUCACUGUGGGUCAUAGUGCUGUUUUACACGGUUGUACUGUUGAGGACGAGGCUUUUGUUGGUAUGGGUGCCGUAUUACUUGAUGGAGUAGUUGUUGAGAAAAAUGCCAUGGUUGCUGCUGGAGCCCUUGUGAGACAGAAUACAAGGAUACCUUCUGGCGAGGUAUGGGCAGGCAAUCCUGCAAAGUUCCUGAGAAAGCUAAGUAAUGAAGAGAUAACAUUCAUCUCCCAGUCAGCCAUCAAUUAUACUAACCUUGCACAGGUCCAUGCUGCUGAGAAUUCGAAGUCGUAUGAUGAAAUUGAGUUUGAGAAGGUGUUGCGAAAGAAGUAUGCUCGUAAAGAUGAGGAGUAUGACUCUAUGCUGGGUGUUGUUCGCGAGAUCCCACCAGAGCUUAUUCUUCCCGAUAAUGUCUUACCUGAUAAAGCAGAAAAGGCUCUUCAAAAAUGAGGUAUUUUAAAGCAUUGUCUUCAAUUCUAAUAUUGAAUGACAUAAUGGGACUUUUUUGCAUUUACAAAUUCAUGGAGGAGGGAUUUUUUUUCAUUCCCAAUAAUACCAGACAUUGUCUGCGCUAGAAUCAAUCGUGCCUCCUUAUGAUCGAGGAAGCAGUUAUUCCUUAAUAUUUUAAAUUCUGUUCACUAAUUUGGUAAAGGCAAAUGCCAUGUAGAAUUAUGUAUGCCGCCGAUCUCAGUGUUUGUUGUAUCCAGUGCAAGUGAUUUCACAUUUUUUUUUAUCUUGAUAGACAAUUUUUAGUGCUCGUUGACAUGUUUUAUUGACGAGUUUGUCUUCAGUAUGGUACGGUUGGGAUAAUGAUUAUUGCAUGGCGGGUGAGAGAGGUUUCAGUAAUAAUGCAGUUGCAGAAAGAAUAGAAGUUGGGUAUCUCUGAAAA